AUGCAUAAAACGAAUCAUUGCAUACACACAAAACCUAUACAUAUAGACGGCAGGACCCCCUCGAUUUCCUCCUAGGUUCAAUCUAUAAGAAGAUUAGGUACUGCAUCUGUGUGUGUUUUUUUUUCCGGCAGCCGGUGAUGGCGGAGAUUGGCCAAGCUGCUACUGAUGUUUACGCGCCGACGAAGACCUUACAAGUAUGGCGGACACUGUUGAACUGGUUGACUUUCUUCUUUCAGAUCUUUCUUCAGAUCAUUAGAGGCACUCCUUCUGUUGCUUCAUUGAUCAAUUAUUCUUCUUCGUCGUCGUUUAUGCCUUUGCCUGUCGUUGAAUUUCCUGAAUCUUCCGAACCGACAGCAUUGGCUACAGCUUCCGUUCAUAUUCCGUCCGUUGUGGCUGAUUAUGAUUGUUUGGAAAAGCUCACGGUGGUUCUCGACUUGGAUGAAACUCUGGUAUGUGCGUAUGAGACAUCUAGUUUGCCUGAGACUGUUCGCAAACAAGCUACAGAGGCUGGUUUGGCAUGGUUUGAGCUGGAAUGCAUAUCUUCUGACAAGGAAAUUGAAGGAAAACCCAAAGUCAACUAUGUGACAGUAUUUGAACGUCCUGGAUUGCAUGAGUUUCUUGCCCAACUUAGCAAAUUUGCUGAUCUUGUACUAUUUACUGCAGGCCUUGAAGGAUAUGCUAAACCACUUGUUGACAUAAUAGAUGCUGAAAACAGGUUUAGCCGUAGGCUUUAUCGGCCUUCGACAACUUCCACGGAAUAUCGUGAACACGUGAAGGACCUUUCCUUCGUAUCAACAGAUUUUUGCAGAGUAGUAAUUGUUGACAACAAUCCAUUCAGUUUCCUAUUGCAACCAGCCAAUGGAAUCCCGUGCAUACCUUUUUCUGCUGGACAACCACGUGACGACCAGCUUCUUGAGGUCCUCCUUCCCCUUCUGAAGCAACUUUCGGAGCAGAGAGAUGUAAGGCAGAUCCUAUACGAAAGGUUUCACAUGCCAGAAUGGUUUGAAAAACACGGAAUCCCUGCCUCUGCCUGGGCAACAAAAGGGUAAAAAAGCAUUUGAAAACAGGCAAGUAUGUCUCUGUACCAUGGCAACAACAUAAAUUACAGUCUGUAUAGCUAGCUAUCUGUGUUGUUGAGUCAUUCAGAGAUUCUUUUAGUUAUUGUUUCCUUGCAACACAGUCAUGUUCUUGUUGUAAGUUGGUAUAUAGUUUGCGACGUGAUGGUGGUCUUGUAGGGUUUGUUAAUUAUCAUUCAACUUCUGUAAACCUCUCGUAGAUCAAUAAAUAAUCCAGGUUGCUUCAUCUA
Messenger RNA from Cynara cardunculus var. scolymus (artichoke), 1306 nucleotides. RefSeq names its product CTD nuclear envelope phosphatase 1-like. Gene Ontology annotation, molecular function: phosphoprotein phosphatase activity. Lineage: Eukaryota; Viridiplantae; Streptophyta; Magnoliopsida; Asterales; Asteraceae. The record is from RefSeq and is a predicted model, not a curated record. The transcript is spliced from 6 exons. The coding region runs from base 138 to 1049 and encodes 303 amino acids.